UAGGCUUGAUUGUCAAGUGAAGCGUAGCGAAGUGUGUGUUGGUUGUAUCGUCCGUGGUGUCGUCAUAAGUGGUUCGUCGGUCUGCCAUAGAUGGCCGUAGAUCCGCCACGUCAAGUGCUCAUUUCUGGGCAAUGCCAGCAACCAGUCAAAUUUACACUGAUAUCAGAACAAAUCUAUCUGCUGAAGAAAACCACAGGGAUUAACUCAAUAUUCGAGAAAAAUUCAUUAGAGAAGCUUAUACAUGGAUUUCUUUGAUUCAAUGGCAACGCACAUGGAUUAUGAUGGCCAAGCCAGGGCCGAAAAACUGUCUCGUGUGAUUGUCACACUUUUUGGAGCAGUUGGCCUUGUUUGGGGAUACACGAUACAGCAGUUUUCACAAACUAUUUACAUUCUCGGAGCUGGUUUUGUCCUAGCUGGAAUAGUUACUGUACCCCCAUGGUCGAUGUAUCGCCGCAAGCCUCUUGAUUGGCAGAAACCUCAACCAGAAGUCCCCACAAAGUUCAAGAAGAAGAAAUAAUAACCAUUGGAAGUGGAAUAAAAGAAUUAAUAUCUAUUA
Athalia rosae (coleseed sawfly) is the source of this 556-nucleotide messenger RNA. It is a transcript of the gene Spase12, whose product is annotated as signal peptidase complex subunit 1. Gene Ontology annotation, biological process: protein targeting to ER. Gene Ontology annotation, cellular component: signal peptidase complex; endoplasmic reticulum membrane. The transcript is spliced from 3 exons. NCBI's taxonomy places the organism in Eukaryota, Metazoa, Arthropoda, Insecta, Hymenoptera, Athaliidae. The record is from RefSeq and is a predicted model, not a curated record. The coding region runs from base 242 to 517 and encodes 91 amino acids.